CCUUUUCCAUUGCAAGUCCAGGUAAUCCACUGUAGGCCACCAUGCAGGGCGCUCAGAUCGAAUUAACAGACAUUCAACAGUUCUACAAGAACGAAACUGUGCUCUUGACGGGCGGCACUGGCUUCAUAGGAAAGUUGCUGCUGGAGAAGAUUCUAAGGGCGCUACCCAUCAAGAAAGUGUUCCUGCUGAUCCGCUCGAAGAAGAAUGCAGAGCCUGCGACUAGACUCCAAACGAUUUUCGCGUCUCCAAUUUUCCAAGUGCUAAAGCGCAGCCACCCGGAUGUAUUCAGCAAGGUGGAAGCUGUGCACGGCGACUGCGGACUGCCCAUGCUGGGAAUGUCGCAGCAGAACGUGGAGAGGCUGCAGGAAGAAGUAAGUGUAAUUUUCCACUGCGCGGCCAAUGUGCGCUUUGAGGAACCCAUCAAGUCGGCCACCUUCUUGAACGUGAGAGCCACCAAGGACCUGAUAUACAUUGCAAGGAAACUGAAGAAAAUCAAGGCGUUUGUCUACGUAGGAACCGCCUACUCCAACUCAAACCGGAAGGAAAUCAAAGAGCAAGUCUAUCCGGCGAAGAUUUCCGCAGAAAACCUGAUCGGGGCCUGCGAGGCCCUUGACGAAGCCACCCUUGCCAGCAUCAACCCAACAUUAAUCGCUGAUUGGCCCAACAACUACACGUUCACCAAACAAGUGGCUGAAGACUACAUCAGUAGAGAGGCGCAAGAUAUUCCCAUCUGCAUCUGCAGACCAUCUGUAGUGAUGGCAACGGCCGAAGAACCACUUGCCGCCUUCUUCGACAGUCCCUACUCGCUGGGCGCCUUUUCAGUCGUGAACGCUUUGGGGAUAUGUCGAAUCUCGUACUUUAAAAGGGGCGUUGUCGAUCUGAUACCGGCCGACUAUCUGGUGAACGAGUGCAUUGCCGCUGGUUGGCACACGGCGGGAAACUUCAAAAAUCCGAGAACAGAAAUCCCCGUUUACCACAUGUGCAGCAGUCCGGAAAACCCCAUGCAACUAGAGGAUAUAUUCUGGUAUGGACACUGUGCUACCCAGAUAAUUCCUUUGUCCAAAUCGCUCAUGUACCCGCUGUUCUUCUUCACUACUUGCAAGCCCAACUACCUGCUCUGGCGGUUCAUCUUGCACACACUGCUGGCCUUUUUCGUCGAUAUGUUCGUGCAACUGAAAGGCCAAACGCCCAAAUUGGGAGCAGCGAUGAAGAAGCUGCACAGGGUCCAAGACUCUUACGAGUACUUCACCACCCACUCGUUCUACUUCCACAUCGAGAACCGCCACAAGAUGCUGAAGAAAAUGUCCUUCAAGGACAGGGAAAUGUUCAAUUUCAACAUCAAAGAGCUGAACUGGCACGACUACUUUGUCCAGCAGAUGAGGGGACUGCGAAUUUACAUUGCAAAGGAUCCAAUCAGCACCGUGCCCGCGGCCAUCAAGCGGAACAAGCGCUUGAGGAACAUUUUCGUCCUCAGCUUUAUAGCGAUCACCAUUCUGGCAUACGGCUUGGGGAAGAUUCUGCUUUUUCGGCUCUUGCCUUGGGUUUUGGCCGGCGCUGCUUACUUUUUGCGCAUGAUGGUUUGUUGAUGGAUUCUAGAUAUGGGGGUGAUGGGUAAUGAAAAGGUCCAGACCGAUAAAAAAAAAAUACACAGUUUUGAAUUG
Molecule: messenger RNA, 1661 nt
Organism: Dendroctonus ponderosae (mountain pine beetle)
Lineage: Eukaryota; Metazoa; Arthropoda; Insecta; Coleoptera; Curculionidae
Product: fatty acyl-CoA reductase wat
Exons: 8
Coding region: 42-1586 (514 amino acids)
Biological process (GO): long-chain fatty-acyl-CoA metabolic process
Cellular component (GO): peroxisome
Molecular function (GO): alcohol-forming very long-chain fatty acyl-CoA reductase (NADP+) activity
Source: RefSeq, a predicted model, not a curated record